Bufo gargarizans (Asiatic toad) is the source of this 951-nucleotide messenger RNA. Its product is annotated as ecto-ADP-ribosyltransferase 5-like. Lineage: Eukaryota; Metazoa; Chordata; Amphibia; Anura; Bufonidae. The transcript is spliced from 4 exons. Bases 211 to 951 code for a protein of 246 amino acids. Gene Ontology annotation, molecular function: NAD+ poly-ADP-ribosyltransferase activity; NAD+-protein-arginine ADP-ribosyltransferase activity. The record is from RefSeq and is a predicted model, not a curated record.
AUGACAUGGAAAUGUGUUUUUGUUAUAGUUGAUUGACAUUUGGUAACUUUUUGCUUCUUUGAUGCUGUUAUAUGGAGGCUAAUUAUAGCGUCUCAGCGACGAGGAGGAAAGUCCUGUCAUUGUUAUUACCAGCUCGUACAGAGAAUCAAAGAUCAACGGAGAAUAAGCUGAGGAGAUCCCAGCCCCAGAUCUAGGGGUUCUCAUCCAGCCAUGACUCGUCCUCCGCUGCUCUUCUUCUGCUUCUGGCUGGCUUUCCUCAUAACUGAUCAGGUCUUCUGCCUGCAAGUGCAGCUAAAAAUGUAUGUGGAUUCAUUGGACGAUCAAUACAUUGGAUGUCUAUACAAAAUGGAGUCCAUAGCUCCAGAAUUACUGAAGAAGGAACGAGAGUUGAGACCAGACCUGGACGUCGCUUGGAAUACCUCAUCUGCAGCAUGGAAUGAAAAGAAAUCUUCUGUGGGACACGUUCCCGAUGGUUUUAAGGAUGAAUAUGGGGUUGCAUUAUUAUUAUAUACCUAUAUGGAUUUACAGUUGUACAAAGAAUUAAACAGAGGUGUCCGGGAAUAUGGACAACGUCCCGACUCCUUCAUGUUCCACUCAUGGCAUUUCUAUGUUACCAGAGCUCUCAGUUUGCUUUAUGCUGGCUGUGAUGGGAAUCCAUGGUCUACAUACAGAGGAACCAGUACGGUCCAGUUUGAGCCGCCAUCUGACCCUCAAGCUACUAUAAGACUUAGCCAGUUUUCUUCCAGCUCUGCUGAUAUCAAGCAGGCCCAGCAAUUUGGCCAAGCAUCAUUCUUCAAUAUUACCACGUGUUUCGGGGCAGAUAUAGAAAAAUUCUCACACUGCCCAUCCCAGAAGGAGGUGCUCAUACCUGUCGAUGAAGUGUUUCAUGUCACCAAGUACAUUAAGAAGGGGAACAGGCUCAUCCUCCAGACCACUAAUAGGGACCACUAA